Aspergillus campestris IBT 28561 is the source of this 3690-nucleotide messenger RNA. RefSeq lists its product as uncharacterized. Gene Ontology annotation, molecular function: DNA-binding transcription factor activity, RNA polymerase II-specific. Lineage: Eukaryota; Fungi; Ascomycota; Eurotiomycetes; Eurotiales; Aspergillaceae. Gene Ontology annotation, biological process: regulation of transcription by RNA polymerase II. The transcript is spliced from 5 exons. The record is from RefSeq and is a predicted model, not a curated record. Gene Ontology annotation, cellular component: nucleus. Bases 1 to 3690 code for a protein of 1229 amino acids.
AUGCAGCAUGGUGGUGGACGAUCCUUCCGGUAUGGACAAUGUCGUGGCCAACUCCUUCCUCAUUCUCACUUCUACCCCGUAGGCAACACGCCUGCAGUGUGCUUGACCCAUCCUCUCCCGCCGGAGCAAGAUGCACACCUGCUACUUCUUGGCUGUGGGGACGCGCGCAACGUUCUGUUUACCAUCUAUGCGGAUUUACGCAAACUCGACUUCACCUGUUGCGACCUUGAACCGGAGAUCAUAGCCCGCAAUAUUGUUCUAUUCACACUGCUCAUGGAUGAUGAGCAAAACAACAAUCUUCAGAAAAUAUGGAACCUUUACUAUCAUCGUCUGGUCGACCAGGACAGUCUUGAGCUUCUCCGAGAACAGGCGUCUAAACUGAAGAAGUUGGCAGCCACGACUGACCUUUGGAGGAGAGGAGAAUACGGCAGCAUGCUUCGUUUCCUUGACUCUUACACGUUGACCCAGGUCUCUCAGCUGUGGGACUUUUACUCUCAAAGGCCACCUGAUGGCUCUGCCUAUGAGAAUCAGCAAAAUCUCCUCCACCAGGAAUUUCAGGAGGCAGAACGAGUUCGAUCUCAGAUCGUCGGGAGCAAUUCAAUGCUAGGGGGCCUUCGCUCAACAGCACCGGUCUCUACAAUUGCCCACGACGAUUUGAGUACAUCCUAUCGACGGUACUGGACGUAUGGAGUUGCAGACCCGAGCCAGGAAGCAAAUGGUCUGGACAACAGCCUAAACCCCAUGCUCGGGACGCCAAACGCGGCCUUAAUCAUACAUCAUGCAACAGAUCCUGUUCUCGACUUCCACCUUGCUACCGGAUAUGCGCCUCUUUCUUCCAAUUCUCCGCUGAAGCCGAACAAAGGCGAAGACGGGUCUUUCACUAACGCGUGCUACCAAACGGCGUUUGUCGAGUUCGCGGCCUAUGCCAAAACAUUCCGCUGUGCCAGACCGAGACUCACCAUUCGAUUUAUCGCCUCAGAUGCCCUGGCCCUUUGCCACACUCUGCAACAUAUGAACAAUACGGGCAAUAGUGAGGCACACUGGUAUCGAAAUUCACAAACAUACGUGCCUCUCAAUCUUGACUCCAAUGAUUUCAACCCCAGGAGCGAUCAUCCUGCCCCUCUAUCCUUUGAUGCAAUUGAUACAUCUAAUCUGGCUGACCACCUCGGAUGUAUCAAUUUGCUAGCUGCAGCUGGUCCUCUCUUAAACCGAAAGCCUACCUCUACGCUAUCAACCGAGCUUUUGGUUCGAUGCGAGGGAGAUCUUAAUGACUAUCUCAAGGAUCUACUUCUGGGCGAUCUGCCAACUGUUGCCCUCCUGUUCAACUUGACGCCAAUACAGUACUGGACGGGAACCACUGCAACUUCGGUGUGGGACGAGAGACAGCUAAAUAUAGUCCUGCAGGAUUCGCUGGGCGAAUAUAACACCCGCUGUCGCUAUAUCAUCCAGUGGAAAAGCGCUCGACACUCAUCCCAAGAGACCAAUCUCCUCAAUGAUACAACUAUACCUCUGCAGUUUGAGCAGCCUGGGCUCACCAAUCUGUUAUACCAAUUGUACUUGCGGAUGGUCGAGGAUGAAUCUUUGCCAGUCUUGGCCACAUCGCGCAAAGAGCUGGCAAGUGGGCCUUCCGGAUUCUACACAAGAGCGAGCUUUGUAGCGAUACUAGGAUUGAUUCAUAAAUCAGACCUGGUCAAUUGGUCCGUCUUCAUCCGCGAGUUGUGCCUGCUAAUCACUAGGCACCAUUCGUCCAGGUCUAUGUCUUCGUACACUUCUCCUCAGGAGAUGUUUGUGUAUUUGCACAUGUGCGGGCUUCCCCUGCCAUCGGACUAUGAGCUGACACCCUACCGGCCGGUCAAGGGGAUGCCCUGUCCCUUGCAAAACUGGAAGACUAUUCCUCCUACACUUUGCAUCACCAUUGUGGUUCCACGGACACUACUUGGUUUCUUGAAAAUGGCCAACCCAAUGGAUGGGAGCCCAAUAUUUCAUGUGGUACUGAACGGUCCACAGACGAACGGAUUUGGUAAAUUGACCUUCGCUGGAGUUAGAAAUUCUGAAAGCUGCGUUUUGAGUGUCCAGCAUGACGGGGAACCGUGGACUGGUAUUGCGCCAAUGAUUGUCUCGGUGAUUGUGCCCUCCUCGAUCAUACGACAAGAUCGCAGUAUGUCGACCAGAGUUACUCUUGGACUAAAACCUACCGUUCCCGUACAGCGCUUCAUGGACGAGCUCGGACAGGGACUCGCUAUCUGCCAGUCCAGCCUCAAAGACCCCAACGUGCUCGUAACGAAACAUCGCCCGAAUAUGACUGGAUAUCAAUCGAUAUCCGGAAAUUCUGUUUCACCAUGUGCACGACCAAAGGAGUUAAGCAUGUACCAAUCUACCGACAGUCAGACCCAUGCCCGUGUUCAUGUAUCCCUGGAUAAAGAUUUGAAAGUCAAGUGUAUCACUGUCCAUGUUGAUAUCUACGCCGGGCCAUUACAAGAUAAGCUCCGCUCAAAGGUCGCAGUCAGCGUAUUCCAAGAUUCCAUUUUCGGGGUGUCUAUACGCUUCCAGGAAGGCCCAUUGAUCGAACAAGUGCAACUCCCAUGUCCAGUUACAAUGACCGGAAGCGAGACAAGGAUCGAGCUGGAAGCAUCCUACGUUGAAUUCAGGGCUCCGGUAGCCACGCGGAGCGAGCUAUCAAGCCGCCCUGACAACUUUUACUGGACAGGAAUAUACCAGCAGAGACCAAUCAUAUACAAUCCACAUUACAUAUCCCUAGACCAACUACCCAUACUUGAUAUCGAGGAGUCGGUAAAGCUCAAGUGGCUCAUCAAUGAUCUCGCCGAUAUGUGGUCCGAGACGGAACGAGCGUUCCGCGAAAGAAACAUGGCAACGAAUCUACGUUCAAACUUCAAGAACACGCUCCUCAAAUUGUUCGUGGAUUUUGCUGGAGUCCAAGACACCAAGCACCACAAGCCAUUCAGCCUGAGCGAUCCCCAAAACGGGGGUCUCUUCGCCCUGAUCUUCCCAGCAAACCUGCGACUCGAUCUCCCCCACCAGACCGUAGUCCUCGACGUGGCCAUCAUCCCCCUGUCCAAUAACAGCAUCCACAAGAUAACGUCACUACUCUCCACCAUCGAGACUGUUAGAUCUUCGGAAAUAAAAAUCGACGAGCGGGAGUCUCUCCUCUGGAAGCACACCCUCCCCGCAAUGGUCGAGCGAUGCCGCACAUGGAAGCACAAGCGAGCCUGCGAGUAUAUCCGGGCCGAGAAGAUGCCCCUCUCGCUCGAAACAGGCGACCGAUACAUCUGCUCCUGCGGGAAGGGGACAUUCCCUGCGGGAUUCUGGUCCAGGAACAAAGGAGACGAAGCGGACUUAUGGAGACUUAUGUCCAAGCACGCCAUCCGCGCCGCCAUCUCGCCGUGCUUCUCCGUGCCUUUCGUGGAGAGACAAUACACCCUCCCACUGGCUAAGCCUGGCCCGGUCUCUCCUGCGCCAACAGACAACCCCCCCACAAAGCCCACAGGCCUAGACGGAAAGAGAGGCUUGUGCGCAAUGUGCGGGAAGACUAGACAAGAAGCUGGGGGGUUGCGAGAAUGCAAUGGCUGCAGGGUCGCCGAGUACUGUUCUAGAGAAUGCCAUCUCGAGCACUGGAGAGGGGAGCAUAAAGGGCUGUGUCGGCGUGUUGACCGCGCUGGGAGUUCCAUGUAG